ACCAGUUUCUGUGCGGCUUGGCUGUGAUGAUCAUCCUCUCACCCAAUGGGGGUCAUUCAGAUGGGAUGCCAGCAUGCGGCAGAAUGAUGAGAGGCCAAGAUCCAGAAAACUGGCCGUGGAGGGCCGUUGUCGCCAAUCAUGAGGGUGACAAAUGUCUCGCGAUCCUAAUUUCCAAGACACAUGUCAUUACAGGCAAGGACUGCGGUUCUGGAGCACAUGAUGGACAAGUUUAUGUGGGAAAAAGGAGCAACGAGUCAGAACCAUUAGAGGUUGCAUCCGUCCAUUGCAGUCCUCACGGACACAAUGUAUGUCUCCUGGAGCUGUCAGAACCUGUUAACUUCACAGAGUCCGUGUCCCCGAUCUGCUUGCCAGCAGAGGGCAGCACUUUCAAGGACCGAAUGGACAGCUUCAUCAUUGGCUCACCUGUCGAAGAAAAGGAAGAGGUACCGUAUGUUGGAUACAGUCGGUGUAAAUGUUAUCAUCAUGAUCUCUCAGAGGGUACGAUCUGUGCUGGACGUGGAAUGCGUCAUGGCAUGAUGGAGCGAUGUAAGCAUGAUGAUUCAGCAGGUGUGCUGAUGAUCGUCAAAAACGAAACCUGGAUUCUGAUCGGAGUUUCAUCAUCAGAUCAAAACUGCGAUGACUCUGAAGGUCCUAAACUCUUCAGCGGGCUGUCGAAGUACCAAGAAUGGAUCGAGAAAGCCACUGACAUAGGCGAACAAAGCUUUGUUGAAGGUGAGGCCCCAGAAGAAGAAGAAGAAGACUUCGAAUGUCCAACACCUGAACCCACCCAUCCACCUCCCGAGUGUCCACAUUACCCCAGUUGUCCACCUCCCGAGUGUCGAAAGCCCAACUGGUGUCCACAUCCCCCCAGGUGUCCAUAUGCAGCACCAGAGGAUUGCAGGGAUGAAAGUGUAUUUGGAAGUGGUGUAAGCAUGAUGCCCUCUUCCCCCUUCAUCUUACUCUGUGUUUUGGCUCUUUCACUCUACUCCACUAAUUGGUAACGGAUAAAUAAAAGCGUGAGAGCACUCAGCUUUAAGUUCUUAGUGUGUAACUCACGGGGUUUCAUUAAGCACAUUCUCAUUUUUAUGUGGUAAAAAGGAAAGUAAAAUGAAUAAACCAGAUCACUGGGAUAAUCAAUAUAUCAAAUCAACCAUGUGCAUCUUUGAAUAAACUAUAAUUUCACAUGUUGCUUGAUACUAUAAUCUUCCUGACAUCUUUGGUGCAAGGUCUUCAGCAUGGGUGGAGGUCAUAUAUGUGUCAUUAUGCACUAAAAGAUAACGUCAUCUAUGAAAUGUUAGAGGCCUGUCAGAGCACUGGAAACCAAAUGUUGGCCUUCUCAUUAAAUAUACUGUUGAUUUCUCAGAGUUUGUAUUGUUUGUAUGUGUAUUUUAUUUUGAAAGUUGAUCACAUGGUCAGGUUUUGUGUAAAAUUCACAUAAAUGAAAUAAACUCCCAUGUACCCUGAUAUUAAGCUUGUAUUGUUUGGUGAAGAGAUGCUGAUUCCUGAUAGAUGUGAUUUAUGAUGGUAUCAUACAAUGAAAGAGGAUAUUUUUUCUUGACCUUAUUGUGGAUUACAGGCAAUAAAAAAUGUAAAC
Molecule: messenger RNA, 1594 nt
Organism: Notolabrus celidotus (New Zealand spotty)
Lineage: Eukaryota; Metazoa; Chordata; Actinopteri; Labriformes; Labridae
Product: chymotrypsin-like protease CTRL-1
Exons: 6
Coding region: 27-1001 (324 amino acids)
Biological process (GO): proteolysis
Molecular function (GO): serine-type endopeptidase activity
Source: RefSeq, a predicted model, not a curated record